Molecule: messenger RNA, 1452 nt
Organism: Scedosporium apiospermum
Lineage: Eukaryota; Fungi; Ascomycota; Sordariomycetes; Microascales; Microascaceae
Exons: 4
Coding region: 1-1452 (483 amino acids)
Biological process (GO): peptidyl-lysine monomethylation
Cellular component (GO): nucleus
Molecular function (GO): protein binding; protein-lysine N-methyltransferase activity
Source: RefSeq, a predicted model, not a curated record
AUGUCCACAGCAAAGCUCUCUAUCACGUCUCUCCCCGUAUGGGCUACGUUUAACAACGUCAAAUUCAAUGACGUUAGGGUCGGCGCGAUUGACGGCAAGGGCCAAGGCCUUAUUGCGGAGGCGGAUAUUUCAUCUCUUGAGGAGGAGGCUUCAGAACCACGAGUGCUUGUUAAGGUGCCGCAUGCGGUAACCCUCUGCGAGGACGUCAUUGUAGCAUAUUCGAAAACAGAUAAACGGUUCUACGAGUUGCUUGAAUUAUUGGGCCCGCAGUCGACGAGAAUCAAGGCUUUGAUAUUCCUCCUGGCACAGAAAGUCCAUUCUGAGCUAAGAAUAUUCGACAGUGGCGUAUCAACACCGUGGACGGAAUAUGUGAAGUAUCUUCCGGACGAUGUGUUUGUUCCGACGAUGUGGCAUGAUCAUGAGCGCGCCCUCUUACGAGGGACUUCACUCGAGUCCGCUGUAGAAGCAAAAUUUACGGAGCUCACUCGCGAGUUCGACACAUUCCAAGAGAAAUCGGGUGAACUUCCAGAAUGGGCCGACCUCUGGGCAAGGCGAACCUUGACCUUGCGCGACUGGUUCCUAGCGGACGCGUGGUAUAGAUCCCGUUGCCUCGAGCUGCCGAGGUCGGGCGACGCGAUGGUUCCCAUCAUAGACAUGGCGAAUCACUCGCCGCGGCCCACGGCAAUCUACGAAGAGAGCGUCAACUAUGAGGUCACGCUUCAGUUGCGUCAGGGCGUAGCACUGGCUGCUGGAGAGGAAGUAACGAUCACGUACGGCGAGGGGAAAUCCGCCGCGGAGAUCCUCUUCAGUUACGGCUUCAUCGACGUCGAAGGGGCGAAAAGACAGCUCGUGCUUCCUCUGACGCCCUUCGAAGAUGACCCACUUACCAAGGCGAAGCUACAUAGCUUCAAAAAGGCACCGAUGGUGGACAUCUCACUAGAAGACGGUAAGAUAUCAUGGAAGAGCCCGUUUGCCUACUACAUGUGCCUCAACGAGGAGGACGGGCUCGAGUUCCGCGUGCUGCAAGACCUGGAGGGAGGUCAGCAGCUCAAGGUAUUCUGGCAAGAAGACGACGUCACGGAUCGAGUAGAUACUUUUGACGUACUCAUUGACGGCCACCCACUGAGCCAGAUCUUCAGGCUCAGGGUGGUAACGGUCAUCGAGGAGCUCGUGGGAUCCCAUAUGGGCCGCAUGGAGUCCGUGACGUCCCCCGAGGAACAGGAACUGUUGCGCAGUAUCCAUGGCGAACCAAGGAGUGAUUGUCUGACAAUGGCUAAAACUCUCCGGGAUAUUGAAUUCGGAAUCCUCGAGGCCGCGCUACAGUCUCUUCAGGAACAGAAAGCAGUACUCAUUGCAGACGACAGCGUAGCAGCAUACCUCGGGUCGAUAGAAGAUAACCAAAACGACCAGGUGCCCCCGGCGACAUCCAAUGAAGAGGUGGAUUUCAGUUGA